CUGGUAGCAGUUCGUAAUUCUUUUAACAUCUUUCAUAAUCCACAUUCCUUCCACGAUGAGAAAUAUCGUAGCAUUCGAGUCAUCAGAAUUUCUCGACUGCAUUGUCUGUCAGCAUGGGAUUGAAGGUAAUCAUUGCUUGCGAAAGCAUAUUCAGUCUGCCGCUUGCCAAAAUGCUUGAACAAUUCGAUAUCGAAUAUAUCCUUCUGGAGCCGCAUAGCACGAUUGCGCCUCAAUUUGGAGCCAGUAUCGGGCUUCUUCCCAACGGUCUGCGCAUUUUGGACCAAUUGGUCUGCUACGAGAAGAUUAAGGAAGCCGCCGGGGAUGUCUCCUAUCGCACCAUUUUGUGUUUGUUCAGCGGAAAUACUUGGACUGAUACGCAGCCUGUCUCUUUCUCACAACUUGGCUACCCUCAGAUAUUUGUCGACCGCAAAACUCUUCAACAGGUUCUGUUUGAUAAGUUCAAGUUCAAAGACCGAGUUUUAACCACCCAAGUAGUUGUAAGCGUGGAUCUGUUAGGUGAACAAGCCACCUUUCAUACACAAGAUGCUUCCGUCCACACCGUCCACACGGGGGACAUCGUUUUCGGAGCCGAUGGCGUCCAUAGCGCGAUUAGGGGUGAAAUGCACUAUUUCGCUGUUUCUGAUUUCCACCUAGGGUUGCAAUCGGAAUCCGAGUGCAUCUUCGGAGUAUCGAAACGACCUACAGGACUGCCCGGCACUGCGAUUCAAGUCAACUCGUUCUUCAAGAGCUGUAACUACAUGGUGUUAUCUGCCCCAAACAACAGUCUGUACUGGUUCUUGUUCACAUCGUUCGCCAGACUAUAUGGCAAAGCCAUCCCAGAAUUUACAAAGGAAUACAAGCUCGCUCUAGCAGAGAACCACUUUGAUGAACAGGUUACGGAGACAUUCCGCGACAUACACGCGAAUAGACUACAGACGACUCUAGUGGCCCUAGCGGGUCAUGUCUUUCCCCGAUCGUAUUUUCAAGGAGUCCUGAUAAUCGGCAAGGCCGCUCACAAGUUCCUUUUUACGGAAGUUCAGGCCAAACGCUUCAUCCGUGCUGAGGCUGCCGAGACCUUUUUCUUCUCCCGUGUCUUGGUGGAUUAUUUCUUCACGAGAUUGAGCCAAAGCUUGAUCUGGGGUCUAAUUAUCAAGAACAUGGAGACAGGGCCAACCAUUGACGACAUUCCAAUCCCAAAAAGAUGCGAGAAGGCCGUUAUUCGCCAUCGCGAAACCACGAACAAACGGAGUUGGUCUUUCUGGAGCCUUGUGACACUCGGUCCAGGUAUUCUUACUCUGCUUCAGUACUCCACUAUUAGCUGGAUACGAACCUCUUGUACUUCACGAGAUUAG
This is a messenger RNA of Colletotrichum phormii, 1352 nucleotides long. RefSeq lists its product as uncharacterized. The transcript has 6 exons. Bases 114 to 1352 code for a protein of 412 amino acids. The record is from RefSeq and is a predicted model, not a curated record. NCBI's taxonomy places the organism in Eukaryota, Fungi, Ascomycota, Sordariomycetes, Glomerellales, Glomerellaceae.